GGCUGGGCCCACACUUGACGCUUUUCGUGGUUUUGAACUGUGCUCAACUUUUCUCGUGGUUAUUUGCUAUUGCCAAUUUUCAUCCUUUAUUGCUUGUUGAUUACUAUCAUUAUUAUCAUUAUUAUUAUUAUUUAGGUGUUAUUUAUUAUUUUAAGCAUUUUAAAGUUAUCUCCCAUUUCGUACCUUUAUAUCCUACUUAUUAUUUGCUUGGAUGGCUUUUCCAUUUUCCAUUUUCCAUCUCCCACCCUUUUGUUACAAAUCAAAUGAUUACUCACAAAGAUUACUCAUAAUCAUCACCCAUUUUUUAUUGAUAUAAAUUAACUCCACUUCUUUUUUUUGAGGCUUUCUACUAUCUUUCAUUUUAUUCGUACUCCUUUGUUUAUACCUAUACUUGCAAUUAUAUUCAUAUUUACAAUUAUAAUUACACGCUAUCAAUUCUCUCACCUACUCUUACUCCUCAUCACAAUGGGCUUCGCAAGAAUAGCCUAUGCUGAACAUCCAUGGCAAUGCUGCUGCUGCAAUUGCCUUCAAUUACCAAUAAGAAUGAAAUGUGGUGUCUGCAACCAUCAUUUUUGUUCUGAUUGCAGAGAAACAACCUUUGAUUUUGAUGUGGCUAAAUACUUUGCUCAAGUUAAGAAUACUACUCGUUAACCCAUCACCAUCAUCAACAUCAUACUAUACUACCAAUACUAUUCUAUAUUGUCCUAUAUUAUUCUUUUAUACUAUACUAUACUCUCAAUCCUACUCUUGUUUUCUUAUCUUUGCUCAUCUCUUUCUUGUUUCUUCUUUUAUCGCAUGCCUUUCGCGGAUUUGUCAAAAUCCGAACCACG
Molecule: messenger RNA, 830 nt
Organism: Ascoidea rubescens DSM 1968
Lineage: Eukaryota; Fungi; Ascomycota; Saccharomycetes; Ascoideales; Ascoideaceae
Exons: 1
Coding region: 466-651 (61 amino acids)
Source: RefSeq, a predicted model, not a curated record